This is a messenger RNA of Panicum hallii, 1850 nucleotides long. Its product is annotated as F-box/LRR-repeat protein At5g02910-like. Bases 41 to 1639 code for a protein of 532 amino acids. The transcript is spliced from 3 exons. The record is from RefSeq and is a predicted model, not a curated record. NCBI's taxonomy places the organism in Eukaryota, Viridiplantae, Streptophyta, Magnoliopsida, Poales, Poaceae. Gene Ontology annotation, molecular function: protein binding.
CGGCUCCAGGCCAAAACCCUACUCCGAUCCGAUCGCCGCCAUGGACGCCGCCGGCGAAGGCGGAGGACCUGUGACGUACGACCAGAUCGAGCACUACUUCAAUUCCUUGGAGGGCCCGACCGCGCAGGAGCGCAUUGACUGCAUCUUCUCGUCCAUCAUCUCCCUCCUCCCCCCGCCCUUCGUCCCCGCCCCCGAGGCCGCCGGCGACGACGACUCCGACGACGAGCGCUUCUCUCUCACCUCCUCCGACUCCGAGGCCUCCGACGCCGUCGCGGACCCGCCCGCGCUCCACCCGGCGGCGCUCGGCGACGGCGAGGACCACAUCAGCCGCCUCCCGGACGCGCUCCUCUCCAACAUCAUCUCCCGCCUCGCCACCCGGGAGGCCGCGCACACCGUCGUCCUCUCCACGCGCUGGCGCGGCGUGUGGGCCUCGACCCCGCUCCUAGUCGAUGACGCCCACCUCGUCGGCGCGGACGGGCCACACGACAUCCCCGUCGUGCGCGCCGUGUCGCGCUGCGUGGCGGCGCACCCCGGCCCCGUCCGCGGCGUGCGCGUCACCCGCAUCCCCUUCUACUCCCACGAGUACGCGCUCAAUCGCCUGGUCGCGGACCUCGCCGACAAGGACAUCAAGGACCUCAUCCUCUUCAACCGCCCGUGGCCGCUCAACAUGCCGCUCCCCGAAGACAUCCUCCGCUGCGCCUCCCUUGAGCGCCUCUACCUUGGCGUGUGGCAAUUCCCGGAGAUCACCAGCGCACACCCGCCCGUGUUUGACAAGCUCCGCGACCUCGGCCUCUUCCAUUGCAUUGUCCGCGAUGAAGAAGUUAACGCCCUUCUCGCACACUGCCCGAGGCUGGAGAUCCUCUCCAUCGUCAUGUCGUACGGCUCGCCGUCACGCCUCCGCAUCGUGUCCCACAGCCUCCAAGUCGCGGUGGAUUGGAAUUCAACCUUGGACGAGGUCGUCGUCCAAGAUGCUCCCUGCCUUGAGCGGCUGAUUUUACAGACCACUGACACAAGGAGGCCCUUGAAGAUUGUUGGCACGCCCAGGCUGGAGGUGCUCGGGUUCCUCGACCUCAACUUACAUGAGCUUGAGAUUGGCGGCAUUGCAAUCAAGGCCGGGAUGAACGUGAGGGCCAGGGCCACGGUUCCAAGCCUGAAGAUACUGGCUGUCACAGUUCAGUUUGCACGCAACCAGGAAGCCAAGAUGCUGCCGACCCUACUCAAAUGCUUUCCUUGCUUAGAGGCGCUGCAUAUCAUGGUCAUUCCAUCUGCGUCCCUUAACAGCGCCCACGACCUUGAGUUCUGGGAAUCCCUAGAUUCUUGCACGUGCCUUGAGUCGCAUCUGAAGACGCUCAUGGUUCAUGGGUGCCUGGUGCAUAACAACGAGAUUGGGUUCCUGAAGUACAUCAUCAGAGAGGGAAAGUCACUUAAGGCUGUGGGUGUUGAUCCAUCACCUAAGAACAAGGUUGCAAUUGAUUUGGUCUUAGCUUCCUUUGGUGAGAGCUAUGCAGCAUCAGGUGGUGUAAGCAGUGGUGACAUUUUCCAUGCCAAAGUUGAUGGGCACUUUACCUUCCAAAAUGCCAUUGAUAUGACAUUGGACAACCCUUUCUGUGUGGACGACGUGCUAGUUUCGUGUUUCUGAUUCUGCUGCUAGUGCUUUAUUGUCACAAAUUAAGAGAUCUGCAGUGCUAACUGCUUAGUAUUUUGUAAUUUUAUUCAACUUAUUCAGGAGGUCGUGGUGAAUUUAGCAGAGAGAAACUCAGACAUGGAUGUCUGAAAGCCAGCUUAAUGCAUAUUAUUCUGAAUGGUGGUUUUAUUGGGAGACAAAUUAAUAUUUUGAGUUAGGCAAGUGG